This is a messenger RNA of Acanthamoeba castellanii str. Neff, 993 nucleotides long. RefSeq names its product jumonji domain containing 5, putative. Lineage: Eukaryota; Discosea; Longamoebia; Acanthamoebidae. Gene Ontology annotation, molecular function: 2-oxoglutarate-dependent dioxygenase activity. The record is from RefSeq and is a predicted model, not a curated record. The transcript is spliced from 3 exons. The coding region runs from base 1 to 993 and encodes 330 amino acids.
AUGAAGGGGAGGCACCCGUUUGAGUCAUACCGCUGCGGCGAGGAUGGGCUGGAGGGCUGGGUGGAGAGGCGCAACAAGGCUCUGCCUUUCCUGUGGCACAAGCGAUGGGCCGUCCUGCAGCCGCGCAGCAGUUCCCAGCCUGCCCACCUGCUCUUCUACAAGAAGUCGAUCGAUGCAAGACCCGAGUUGGAGAUUAAUCUCGAGAGGAUGGCUGUACUGCCUGUGAUUGGGCAAAAGCCCAUCUUCAAGCUCGCCCACCCCAAGUACGAAACCGUCUACGUUGCCCUGCCCACCAAGAAGGCGCCGGUGUGGAAGGAGCGCGCGCUCACCCUGUCCGAGUUCAUCCACUCCUACCUCCUCCCCAGCAGCCGGCACGACCACCACCGCAGCGCCGACGGCGAUGAGGGUCUGCCGUUCGAUCGAAUCGGGUACCUGGCGCAGCACGCGCUGAUCGAGCAGCUGCCGGCGCUGCAGGAGGACUUUGCGCCGCCGCAGUACUGCGCGCUGGGCGAGCUGUCCAACAUCAACACCUGGCUGGGCACCUCGGGCACGGUCACCUCGCUCCACUUCGACAGCUACGACAACCUGCUGACCCAGGUGGCCGGCUACAAGUACGUGCGCCUCUACGACCCGAGCCAGACGCCCUUCCUCUACCGCGACGCCGCUGCAUCGGAUUCCACCGACGACACAACCACCAAGCCCGACGAAAAGAAGGGGAAGGAGAAGAACGAUGGUGAUGACGACGAUGGUCAUGGUAAUGAAGAGGAGAAGGGGGAGAUGAUGGCGAUCUCGGCCCAGAGCGCGAAGGCUCAAGGCAACUUUAGCGCGGUGGUGAACAUCGAGUCGCCGGACUGGUCGCGGUAUCCGCUGCUGCGCGAGGCGGUCUACACCGAGACCAUCCUCGGGCCGGGCGAGAUGCUCUUCAUCCCCCAGAACUGCUGGCACUACGUCCGGUCCCUCACCACCUCCUUCUCCCUCAACUUCUGGUUUUAA